Molecule: messenger RNA, 1636 nt
Organism: Colletotrichum navitas
Lineage: Eukaryota; Fungi; Ascomycota; Sordariomycetes; Glomerellales; Glomerellaceae
Exons: 1
Coding region: 487-1575 (362 amino acids)
Source: RefSeq, a predicted model, not a curated record
UUCGGAGUUGGGGGUGGCACAGCUGGCGUUGCUGCUGCUGAUGUCCGCCCUUCGCCUGUGACAACCACGGAACUUGCACACCCCCCUCCCCCCCCCCUCAUUCCACUUUCCCCUUCCCUUGCAGUGACCCCCUCCCCCCAAAAAGGGCGAAUCGCGGGAAUCGACGUCAAUCAGGGUCACAGGGCCACCAAGCCAAUCUAUUGUCCCCCCCCCCACCACCUGCUUUCCCAAAACUCGUUCCUUUUGCGUCCUUCCCCCUCUCCCUCUUGGGUCUACAAAACAUAACGUCAACGCCCGGGUCCCUGCUUGUAAGAGAGACAAUCUCAUUAACUUGAUCUUUUUUUUCUUUGAUAGAACAAGCCCACCCAACCCGAAAGAAACGAAGAAAAAAAAGUCACCAAGCUGUCGGCAAACCUACUAGCGCAGACACCUUACACACCUUACACCCCAACAAACACCACUCAACCUAAACAACUCUGUAUCACCAUGAGUCUAGCACAGGCAGCACCCAUCAGCGCUGGCCAGACGGCUAUGAACCCCUCCAUUGCCGUCCACGUCGGCGCCGACAGACUAGGCGGCGAUGCGACGUCCCGCUCUUCGAGUCAUCGCACUUCAGAUACGGACGGCAGUAAGAAAGAUGUGAAGAACAAAAUGCGCGGGCUGUUCGGGCUGGGGAAAAAGAAGGAAGAGCCCAACGUCUCCAACAAGUCGGCACCCAAUAAUGUGACCAGCAACCCCUACUUGUCACGAGACCCCUCGCAAACGUCGGCUCGAUCUGCGGCAUCACCCUACGUUGGCGACCACUCUGCGUCGCCAGGUCGCGGAAUGUCCGCCUCCCCGCGAAUGAUCUCGCCGGCAAGCUCUCAGAUCUUUGAACGAGAUGUCGACAACAUGUCAAUCAAGCCUCAGUCGCCUGCCAUCCCGUCGCACAUCCAAACCGAAAACCACAUUCCGCCCGUCCUAGAUGCGUCAUCCGAGGCCAUCACCGAUAGCCACCUCGACCCGGACUCCGUCGAGAUCAUCACCCAUGCUCAGCACCAACCCGCCGCAGCUGCCGUGACUGGCUCAAGUGGAACGCCCCAUGCCGCCGAUUCCAUGUCGGCAUCCUGGACAGACGAGCUCCGCGCAUUUGCCGACCGCGACGACGCAUCCAAUUUCAAUUCGCUCGAUAACGCCGACGUCCGAAGACUGAGUUUCAUCUCCUUCGCCGAUGUCGUGCAAGCUGAGCACGGCGGCCUCGCCGGCGUAGGAGGCUCACGGGACUCGGCGCACGUUGCUGGUCUGACAUCUCUCUCGUCCAUCAAUGCUCGCUCGCCCUCGCCCAUCCGGUCGCCCGUGUCAUCGCAAGGCCUGGGCACCUCGCCGCCGACGAGCAACCCAGCAUCCGUCAAGGGAUUUGAAAUGUCCCCUGGCCGGAAAUCUCUGGGCAGCCCCAUUUCGUCCCAUCACAAUCUCAACGUGAGCGGCGAUCUUAACAUUGAGACGAUGACGCAGGCGCUGAGGCGCACGGGAAGCUCGGAUCUCAGCGGCGUGCGCAGCUUCCCCACAAGCCCGGUUGAGGGACCCUCGCGUUGAUAACUUGCAGACGAACAAGAAAACGAAGGAAAACCAAAGAAAAGAAAAUAAGUAUACAGGU